Messenger RNA from Culicoides brevitarsis, 4380 nucleotides. Its product is annotated as protein draper-like. NCBI's taxonomy places the organism in Eukaryota, Metazoa, Arthropoda, Insecta, Diptera, Ceratopogonidae. Gene Ontology annotation, molecular function: protein binding; scavenger receptor activity. The record is from RefSeq and is a predicted model, not a curated record. Bases 722 to 3976 code for a protein of 1084 amino acids. The transcript has 11 exons.
ACAUUACGGACGUGAAAUUUCGUAGUUCUUGUAAUUAUUUUUAUCUUGUCACGGUUUUUUUGUUCAUAUUUUUAAAAAAUUAACGCUUAAUUAUUAAUUUUUUUUCGGGCAACUAAAAGUGCAAAAGUAAAGUGGUUUCAAAAUAUGUAAAAAAAAUAAUUGAAAAUUAUAAAAAAAAUACGAGAAACGCACAAAAAAACAAGAAAUAUUUCGUCAUUAAAAUACAAAUACAAAGAAAUAAGCCUCUAAACAAAUCGUGCAUGUAUUAGUUAUUAAUUAUUUAAAUUUUUCAAUGAAAUAAAAAGAACUAGAAAAUCUGAAAUCUUAAAAAGUGAAUUGAGUUCAGAUUCGAAUGCUGUGUGUCUUGACAACAACAGCUGUGUACAAAAAUAGCAAAAAAUAAAUAAAUAAAGUACAAGAAAGUACGAAAGUGUUACUAUUUAUCAACAACAAAGUUCAAAAAAUUUACAGAUUCAAUAAAUAUUAAAGAAAUUUUAAAGAAAAAGGGAUAUUUUACACAAAAACCAUCAAAUAUUCAUACAAAAAGCGGAUUCCAGUUUGAUUUACGUCGUAAGGUGUAAAGAUUGGCGAUAAGAUAAGGCACUUUGAUGCACACCAACCACAAAAUACAAUGAAAAGAAGAAGAAUGAACUGAUAAAAGUCCUAAAAUUUUAGCAAAUAGUGAACACAUUUAUCGUUUUUGUAUCGAAAUCAUCCGAAAAUGCUGAUAAGAUUACUGUCAAUCGUCACUCUUCUGAGUGUCUGGCAUGUCGUACUAGUCACGCCCACCAGCGAAGUUCAGUCGAUCGACGAAGACGAACUCACGGGACCAAAUGUUUGCAAAAAACUGGUAGAAUUCACCGUAGAAGUAAUUGUCACAGAACGAAAGCCAUAUCAAGAACGGAAAACAGUUUGGUGCGCCAAUAUUCCUCCGCGAUGCACCAAAUACGAAAUUAAAUUCCGCACCGUGAAUAAAACGCAGCAAAUUAACAAGCAACGGGUUGAAAAAGAUUGUUGUGAAGGUUACGGGAAAAAUUUGGCGGGCGAUCGUUGUCUUCCGGUUUGUACGCAAGGGUGUAAGUAUGGCGAGUGUUUGGCGCCGGAUCAGUGUAAAUGCGAGGCUGGAUAUGGAGGGCCAGCGUGUGAUAUUAAAUGUCCUAAACGUCGUUGGGGCCCAGAAUGCAGCAAAAAAUGUGACUGCAAUGGAAGUCCUUGUGAUCCAUUCGACGGUACGUGUCGUUGUGCCGCCGGUUUUAUGGGCGAAAAAUGCGACGAAAAGUGUCCCGAAGGCAAAUACGGACAAAAUUGCCUCGAACAAUGUCAAUGCAAGAACGGAGGAACUUGCAACUUUGAAACUGGAGAAUGUACGUGCGCCAAAGGAUGGACCGGAUCAUUAUGUGAGGAAACUUGUGAUCCAGGCACGCAUGGCGAAAAUUGUCAAGCCAAAUGUCGUUGUCAGAACGGAGCAAAUUGUCAUCCCGAAACCGGUGAAUGUAUUUGCACGCCAGGAUGGACAGGAACUGUUUGCGCAAAUCGUUGUGUGUCCGGAACAUACGGCGAAAAUUGCUCCAAAUUGUGUGAGUGCUUCAAUAAUGGCAGUUGUCAUCAUAUUACGGGCGAGUGUCUUUGUGCGCCCGGAUAUACGGGCAACAAGUGCCUCGAUUCGUGUCCCCAUAACAUGUUCGGACUGAAUUGCACGGAGACGUGUCGUUGCAAAAAUGGCGCCACGUGCGACAUUACGAACGGAUUUUGUGUCUGCGACAAGGGCUGGGUGGGUCUCGAUUGUUCCGAACGCAUGUGUGCUCCCAACUUGUAUGGCGAAAACUGUAAAAAGACCUGUGAAUGUAACGAGCUCAAUACCGAAAUGUGUCAUCCCUGGACUGGGCAGUGUUCGUGUAAGCCUGGUUGGUCCUCAGACUAUUGUGAUCGUCCGUGUCCCUUUUUGACGUUCGGUAGUCGAUGUGCGUCGCAGUGCGAUUGCAAAAAUAACGCGCAAUGUUCCGCCAUCGAUGGAACGUGUCUUUGCUCUCCAGGCUUCCAAGGAAAAAGUUGCGAGGAGCCUUGUUCGAAUGGAACGUACGGACAAGAUUGCAAGUCUAAAUGUGAUUGUCAAAAUGGCGCCGAAUGCCAUCCGGAAACUGGGCAAUGUAUUUGCAGCAAGGGAUGGCAGGGACUCAAAUGUGAUCGUCCUUGCGAUCAAAAACGCUACGGAAUGAAUUGCAAUGAGACUUGUAGUUGUUUCAAUAAUGGUGCAUGCAAUCCCACAACUGGGCAAUGCACGUGUGGCCCUGGCUGGACUGGCGAAAAGUGUGAGAAGAAAUGUGAUGGACGUACUUUCGGACAAAAUUGUUCGAUGGAAUGCGACUGUGACUUUAAAAAUACGCAUGCAUGUGACGCGAUGACUGGCAAAUGUCAUUGCAAGACAAAUUGGGGAGGCAUCCGUUGCGAGAGUCAAUGUCCUCUGGGACGUUAUGGCGAACAAUGUGAGAAGUUCUGCGUUUGCAAGAACAACUCUUCAUGCGAUCCAGAAACCGGAAAAUGUAUUUGCUCCCGUGGAUGGACUGGCUCAGACUGUUCCGAGCCAUGCCCCGAAGGAUAUUUCGGCAAUAAUUGCAAGGAAAAGUGUCCCGAUUUAAUUUAUGGCAACAAAAUUUGCGAUCACGUAACUGGCGAUCACACAUGUAAACCGGGUUACAUCGGUCUAACGUGCGAACAUGCAUGUCCCGCAGGCACUUAUGGACCAAAUUGCUCGAAUAAGUGUCAAUGUAAGAAUAGUGGCGAGUGUCAUCAUAUCACGGGCAGUUGUAAUUGCGUUCCAGGAUUUACGGGAGCCAAUUGUACAGAGCCUUGUCCCGAUGGAAUGUAUGGACAGAAUUGCGCUUUGGAAUGUAAAUGUCGAAAUGGAGCAAAAUGUCGUAAAAAUGACGGAUUUUGUGCUUGUGCUCCUGGAUAUCUUGGGAAUAAUUGUGAUGAUGUUUGUCCUGAGGGCUUUUACGGGCAUCAUUGUAUGGAAAGCUGUGAGUGUGGGAACAACCAAGUAUGUCAUCCCGUACGUGGAUGUGCUUGCAAGAGCGGUUAUGAGGGACCAAAUUGUGAUAUUUUAGCUGGCGCAAGAGGAUCUGCUCCUCAAGAAUCCAGUGCCACGACAAUCUGGGUUGCCUUCUUCAUUAUUGUCGCCUUCGGUGCCGUUUGCUUCCUCGUUUUCUACUACAGACGACGUGUGGCAAGUGUGAAAGCUGAGCUGAAUCACGUUGUUAGUUACAUGUCAGGCGAACCGCCACCAGGCAAUUUCGACAAUCCCGUAUAUCAAUUCCAAGGCAGCGGAGGAAGUCAGGGACAACCGAUGAUGAAUGGCUCAAAUGGAAUAAUUCACAAUAAUUUGAAUAAUAUUAGGAUUCCGCCAAAGCCCACGAAUCUCGAUCGGUAUCGGUAUGAUGAUGGAUCGUCAGUGGCGAGUAGUAGAGCUGCAACUUAUAACAUGGAUUACAUGCAUGACUUGAGCAUGAAGAAUUUCAAUGCAGACAUGACAAAUCCCAACAUUUAUGAAGCUGUAAAGGAUCACGUGUAUGAUGAGAUCAAGCAAAAGGAGGGAUAUCAAGCAGAAAUGGAAUACGAUCACUUGGAUUACCAUCGACCAACGACGUCAUACAAGCCGCACUAUCAUCGUCUCUCCGACACGAGUCCCACAAAGGAAGCUGGACCUCCUUCAACGCCCGCGCCGCCAAUUCCAACGCAACAUAUCAUGAUGCCCGACGGCAUGACACCCAACAACAUCUCAUCCAUCACCGAUACAACCACCUUAGAUCUCCCAUCAACCUCUUCCUCGUCACCCAGUUCAUCAAAAACCCCGUCAACGGGCACGCCAUCACCGUCGCUCGAACGCAAAAUCGCCGAUGAACUCAAGAAAUGCAAGAUUCUGGAUACGUCGAACAGCUCAACCGAAAGUGAUAAAAAUUUGGUCGAACAGGAAAAGUAGUUUCUUCUCGCAGAUCUGAAAUAUUUAAAUAUUUUUUAAUAAACAGAACUGAAACUUUUGCAUUUGAAGAAGGAUUUCUUUUGUACGUACGUAGGGAGCCAAUUGUAGAUUGUAAAAAAAAUAUUUUUAAGAAUACAAAAGAAUUAAUAAAACUUAUAUCGUUCGGUACUGAUAGAAAUUCAAUUUUAGAUUUAUAAAAAAAUUAAUAAAAAAAAUUUAUGAGACUCAAAUUGUUGGUAUUUACAAAAAAAAAAAUUAAUAGAAUGUUUCCAAAAUAUUUAAGAAAAUUGCCUAGAAAUGAGUUUUCAUUUCGUGUGAUAAAUAUAAAAAAAAAGUUUAUUAUAUACUGUUAGCUCAUGAAAGUUAGAUUUUAAGGAAAAUAGCUAAAUUUUAUGAUUGUCAAC